Molecule: messenger RNA, 799 nt
Organism: Colossoma macropomum (tambaqui)
Lineage: Eukaryota; Metazoa; Chordata; Actinopteri; Characiformes; Serrasalmidae
Product: lysozyme C-like
Exons: 4
Coding region: 59-475 (138 amino acids)
Molecular function (GO): lysozyme activity
Source: RefSeq, a predicted model, not a curated record
CAGAACACACACAACACUCAGCAACACUUCCAGACAUUCUUUCUCGUCCUGCAGCACAAUGAAGAUUUGGGUGCUCCUCCUGCUGGUGGCGGUGACCAGUGCCAAGGUGUUCGACAGAUGCGAGCUGGUGAGAACGCUGAAAGCAGCUGGAAUGUCUGGCUUCAAAGGCAUCAGUCUGGCUGACUGGGUUUGCCUGGCCAACGCAGAGUCCCGCUAUAACACUCAGGCCACCAACAAAAACACUGACGGCUCAACGGACUACGGCAUUUUCCAGAUCAACAACCGCUGGUGGUGUUCUAAUGGCCAGUUCCCCAGCCACAACGGCUGUCGAAUCUCCUGCAGCGAACUACUGACUGAUAACAUCUCCGCUGCCAUCCAGUGUGCCAAGACCAUAGUGAGUCAGCAGGGCAUCUCAGCAUGGGUGGGGUGGCGUAAUAAAUGUAAGAACCGAGAUGUGAGCCAGUACAUCGUUUAAAUGAGGAACACUGAACGAUGGACUGCAAGCUGAAUUAACUGCAUCUUGUGAACAACACUUUACUUUUUUAGCACAUAGUUUCAUAUUUUUCUUUUCCAUAAAAUAUUAAAAGCACUAGUGCUGUAUUAUUGCUUAACUCAAACCACAUAAAGUAGAACAUAAUAUAAGUUUUUAAUUUGGUAAACAUCCAUACAAGCUUUAAGAAGAAAACAUGCUGCAAAUAGCAAAGGGGAAAUACAUGAUUAUAAUGCUGUAAUGUUAGUAAUCAUUAUCAAGACCUGUAUAUAUCAACAUGAGCAAAGCAUUAAAUAAACAGCUAGAACA